AUGGAUAACCUCGACAAAACACCCGAAGUUCGCCUUUCUGCAUCCUUUGAAACCUUCUCCGUCAUGGACAAGAAAGACCGGAUCCGCCAUCAGCUCAACUCGUGCGCAGAACAAAUGCAAGAGCUUCUUGAUCAACUGAACCCCGUCCAAAAGAUCUCCCAAUCCUUCCAGAACAGCAUCACCCAAAUCCAGCACUUGAACAAGUUCGACCAGCCUAACGUGGUCUCGCUAUGGCAGGAUCUUCUCCACGAGCUUCGCGCCUUUCCUUUCCGCUCUGAGGAAUUUAGCCCUCGAGGAGAGUCGCAAAGCCUUCUUGACAGACGGGCUGAGCGCAACCUGAAUAUUCCGAUACUUGUCGUUGAUACCAACAAUCAUCGUGAACGAGGUCUGCACUCCAGAAAACGCAGGAAUGACGACGAGGACGAGCUGAUUCGACCUGACCACGGACAUGAAGAAGGUUCGAUUGGAGUAGAGAAGAAGUUUAACGCUCACGGCAUCAUCGACAAAAUGAAUGAUCCAGCAACAAAGUGGAAGGUCUUAGGAAAGCGAAGGAAUGGCGACUAUGACGGCGAUGAUGAGCUGAAUCAACCCCAGACAAAGCGCACUAAGUUUUCCAAGAAGCAGGGAUGA
Molecule: messenger RNA, 630 nt
Organism: Fusarium mangiferae
Lineage: Eukaryota; Fungi; Ascomycota; Sordariomycetes; Hypocreales; Nectriaceae
Exons: 1
Coding region: 1-630 (209 amino acids)
Source: RefSeq, a predicted model, not a curated record